ACAUUUUACUAGGCUGUAUGGCUAAGAGCCUUUGCCUUCUCCUUAAGGAGUAAAUCAAACCAAAAAAAAAAAAAAAAAGAAUACAUUUUAUUGUUUAUUGUGUAUCAUUGUGUAUAUAUUUUAAUAAAUUGGGAAGGAGAAAAUGUAACUUUAAGCUGAAAGACUAAUAAUAAAUAAUCUGAGCACUCCUCGUGAUUUUCGCCAUGGUGCCUGUGGCUAUAGAAGGAUGCACCCAAGGUGCUGAGGGUGGUGGAGCCCGUGGUGGUUCCAUUUCUCUCGCAAUGUUAAUAGACUUCAUCGUUCAAAGAACCUAUGAUGAACUUACCGUGUUGGCGGAACUGUUGCCUCGAAAAACGGACAUGGAACGCAAGAUUGAGAUCUAUAAGUUUAGUGCACGUACCCGACAACUGUUCGUACGCUUGCUGGCUCUUGUAAAGUGGGCUAGCAGCGCAACAAAAGUGGAUCGCUCGGCACACAUCAUGGCUUUCUUGGACAAACAAGCAUUGCUCUUUGUAGAAACUGCUGAUGUAUUAGCAAGAGUAGCAAGAGAAACCCUUGUGCAUGCUCGGCUGCCCACAUUCCACAUGGCUGCAGCUGUAGAGGUGCUGACCCUGGGCACGUACAGUCGCUUGCCGGCUGUGAUCCGAGAGCGUUUGGUGCCGCCGCCAUCAUUGACGCCAACUGAGCGCCGCUCUACACUGCGUGCCCUUGCACACAUAGUUCGUCAAAGAUUAACCACUGCUUCACUGCCUAGCGAUGUGAGGAAUUUAAAGGUGGAAAAUGGGCGUGCUACUUUUACAGUUGGCCAAGAAUUCAGUGUAUCUUUGACUGUUAUGGGAGAUGCACCUAAUCUCCCAUGGCGACUGUUGGAUAUUGCUAUCCUUAUACAAGAUAGUGAAACCGGAGAAGGUAAACCGCUGGUGUAUAGUUCGCAAUUGGCAUGGUUACGUGGUGUGGCACAAGCUCGACUAGCAGCAGCCGGGCUCAGCGGUGCGUUGGCAGCACUUCGAUUCUUUUGUCGCUCUCUGUCGUUAGAGCUGUUGUACACGCAAACUCUGAGACUGUGCCGAGAUCGUCUCUCGCGUCAUUUGCAGGUCGACAAGUACAUACCUGGACAAAAGUUGCAAGUUUCAUAUUGGAAGGAACUGGGCUGCGAGCUCGGGUACCGUCUGAUCGUGGGCGCGGAGGGCGAGUCGCUGUGCGUGUGGCACGUGCCGGCGCUGACGGGCGGCGAGCGCGUGGCGGCCGCGCUGACGCCGCACGCGCCCUCCAUGGAGCGGCUGCUAGCGCACACGGUGCACGUGCGCUCGCGCCAGCGGCUCGCCGACCUGCGCGUCGUGCUGAGCGAGCUGGGCGUGGAGUGCAGCGUGGGCGGGUGGCCGUGCGUGCUGGCGUGCUCGGUGGUGAGUCCGUGCCUGCGCGCCGAGCAGCUGCUGGUGUCGGUGGGCGCGCACGGCGGCCGGCUGCGCGCGCGCGUGCCCGCGUACCCCAACACGCCGCGCAUGCCCGACCUCGCCAACGCGCUCGCCGCCACUGACGUGUCGCAGAUACGCACGCUGCUCACGCACCUCAGGUUCUGGCUAGUGGCACGGCGAUGCGAAAAGACGCUGCAGCACCUGCCGGCGAGUGUGUGCGAGCAUCUGCCGUUCCUACACGGGCCCGACCACCCCCUCAACAAGCUCUCACCCGACCGACUCUAUGUCACCUUACAUCGACAUACUGAUCAUAUAUUGAUAGUGGAGAUGAAAGAGGUGGCGGCGGGGAGCACGGCGACCACCAGCAACAGCACCAACAGCGGCAGCGCCUGCUCAGUCGCGCUGUCGUUCCACCUCGCCGGCGCGCGCCGCUGCACGCCCGACGAGUGCGAGGACGAGACGGGCGCGAGCGCGGGCGCGGCGGGCGCGGCGGGCGUGGCGCGCGCCUUCCUCAAGCUGCACUCGCUCGUGGAGCUGGACACCUUCACGCUCACUCACGGACCAUUCACACCGCUCGACACGCCAGGCAUGCAGGCAGGCAAGCGCAAGUUGUCGCCUGCAAACAUUCGGGCUGUGCGCGUGCGCCAGCCUGCAUAUUUCCUGCCCGAGCUGGCGCACGUAGUGGCCGCCGCUGAUGAACGUGUUCCCUUCGUCAAUCUCGCACAAGAACUGGCGUCUCGUGGCGUGACCCACGGCGGCGUGCAGCCGGAGUGGAGCGGGUCGGCGCUGGCGAUGCGCAUCGUAUCGCUGCCGGUGCCGGAGGGCGCAGGCGCCGCCGCCGCCGCCGCGCUGCGCCAUCGCUUGCUCGCCGCCACCAUUCGCCUCACCACCAAGAACCAGGCGCGCGUCUGGACCGCUGAGAUCGUCUUCCACGGCUCUCCCGUCCGCACACCCAACCCCAAAGAACAAGGGGAGCGCCGGUGCGUGUACCUGCAGUACGAGCUGGGCACGGAGGCGGCGCGCACGGCCGAGGCGUUCCUCGCGGACUGGGCCGCUAUCGUGCAUCUGCACGCGCUCAUACACGACUUCAUGCAGCGCCCCGCCCAGGAGCGUGAGAACGUGUGGCAGGGCGUGUGCGUGCGUUCAUAUACGUACCGCGCACUGGUGGUGGGCACGGGUCCGGCGCAGCGCGCCACGUGCGUGGUCACGUGGUCGGCGCAGGCACAGCGCUACACGGUAGCCACGCCGGCACACCAACCCGCCGCCAACGCUCAUCAUUUGUUGCACCACCACCUCGACCACUACCUCAACACGCACAAGGAUCUGAUGUCGCUGGGCGUGGUGGUGCGCGAGACGUACGCGCCGCUGCUGGCGCUGUCGCGGCUGCCGGCGCUGCCGCAGCUGGGCCUGCACCACGUGCGCACGCAGAUGCCCACGCCCACCUUCACGCUCAUAGCGCAUUCUUGGAGAAAGAUCCGCAUUAUAUACGCCGGCGCGUAUUGCAUAGAAGUAGGCAUUCGCGGCGGCGGCGUGGUCACUAUCCGCGAUGGUUCAUACUCAAAAUUCGACCGGAGUCCAGUUGUCGAUGAAUUCGCACCCGCCCAGGGCUUGAAGACGUUUUUAUCACGAUAUGUAGAAGACAAUAUGAGUGCGCGGUUGUUGGCAGAAGACGACAAUCCUCCGUCUCCUAUGUCUCCAAUGCCCCCAGGAGGUCUCCGUUUCCCGGCUCCGCUGACGCCGCCGCAGCCACACACGCCACACUCUGCGCCUGUCACCCCCCAUCCCGCAUCACCCGCACAUCAGAUGGGCGGUGGGUCGUUCAACCUGACGUCCCCGCCGAGCGGCACGGGCGGCGGCGGCGCGGCGGGCGGCGCGGGCGUGUCCGCCUCGCCCGCGUCCCCGCUGGCGCCCUCGCCGCACGCCCCGCCCGCGGCCUCGCCGCACCCGCCGCCUACGUCACCGUUUACGGCGUGGCCCGCCUCGCCAUCAUUACCGAGGCCGUCGCCCGGACACCACCCCUCGCCUCGACAUCAUCUCGAUCACAAAGGUCCGAUGUCGAGUUCGACGACGGCGGGCGCGCGCGGGGCGGGGCGCGCGUGGGCGGGCGCGAGCGCGGCGCCGCUGCCGGUGAGCAAGCUGGAGGCGCUGUGCACGCCCAGCGAGCCGCCGCCCGGCGCGCCGCCCGGCCCGCCUCUCGCGCCGCUGCAGCGCUUCCUCGCCUGCGUCUACAUGAAGCGCACGCUGCAGCGCUUCGUGCACCAGGAGGAGUUCUUGACGUUGGUGUCGGUGGAGGCAACGAGCUUGACAUUCCGAUGCGAGAGCGCGGGGCUGGCGGCUCGCGUGGCGCUGCACCCGCAACACAUGCAGUCCCUGCACUUGCAGCUCACGCCGCUACCCGACCACAAGGAGUCCUGGUCCGCUGACGACUUACAAGUGAUGGAGAAGUUCUUCGAGCAGCGCGUGGCGAUCGCGCCGUACCGCGCGACGGCGCUGCAGGGCUGGGGCCGGUGGUGGGGCGCGCCGGUGGCGGCGCUGCCGUCGCUGGUGGCGCUGAUGCGCGCGGACCUGGCGCCGUCCGCGCCGGCGCUGUGGCAGCUGCAGUGGGCGCUGCGCAUCCCGCCCGCCGCGCCGCCCAUCGUGCCCGCCGGACAGCCCGCCGUGCUGCUCGCCAAACACAAAAUUCUUUUCUUCGUCUGCCUGACGCGCGUGGACACGCAGCUAGUACUCCCGCUAGUGUACGACAUGCAGCUGAAUGUGACGCAGCUUGCAGACAAGCAGAACGCACAGCCGCAUCUCAUUGCCGUCAGUCUACAUCUCAAACGUUUCAACGAGUUCAACCAGUCGCACUCGGAGUGCACGCUGUGGCCGGCGGUGCGAGACCUGCUGACGAACUUCACGCUGCCGCAGGAGGCGCCGCCGGCCGCCGCGCCGCCGCCGCCAUAGCCACCGUACCUCUCCAAGCACCACGCGCUCGUCUAAUACCGCGGCGACCAACUCUUGUGCUGAUUAUGUCCUGGACUUUCAUUAUUAUAAUCAGUUAUAUUAACGAAUUAGGAACGCGAUUACUCUUCGAAUUGAGUUGGUAUCUAUAGUAUGGACAUCGACAUACGAUACUUCAAGUCCGAUCUCACUAAUCAGAUGCGCAUUGUCGAGAACUAUCGAAGUAUUAAUUCGAUAUCUACUUUAUUUUUUAUUGUAUACGGUGUAAUUUGCAUCGUAAAUAUGGAAUAACGUUCCAAUCGAGGGUGGUUGGCUAGAAAGUUUAUCAAGGCUGUACGCUUGAUACUAAGUGUUACGUAUGGAUCUCCGUAAUCGAUACAUCGAACAGCUUGAAUUUUAGAUUCUACAGUGUAAAGUGUUAACUGAAGAAAAUUGAAUUAUACCAUUUAUAAUCGAUACUGUUAUAUAAAGCAGAAUAAUUUGUUUUUUUUGAACGCGCUAAUCUCAAGAACUACUGAUUCGAACUGAAAAAUCUUUUAAUGUUUGAUAGCUCUCUUAUUGAGGAAGGGCAUAGGCUGUAUAUUAUCAUGCUAGGACAAAUAGGAGCGGAGUAGUAAUGAAAAAUAUUCCAAAGACGGGGAAAGUUUAUUGCUCAAAGUUACGCAACAAAUAUGUAUGACGAAACCGUUCCUCUUAAAAAGUUCUAAAAAAAAUAAGAAAAUAAAGUCCACCGCGACAUCUCUUUGCCGGUCUGAACGCGAUAAACUCAUAAACUACCCAACGGAUUUAGAUGAAAUUGGGUAUGGACUAUGGAGAUAGUUUGAGACCGUGGGGAGAACAUAGGCUACAUUAUAUCCCGGAAAAAUAUAUUGCAUGAAUUUUGUAACGCAAAACUUUGUCCCAGCAAAACUUUAUCACGCGGGCGGAGCCGCGGCCAAGAGCUGGUGAUUUUAAAUGUUUAUGCGAAUGCUUGACAUUAAAAUAAAACUUGUUUAAUUGUUGCUCCCGACGUUUCGAAGACUGCAGCCUUCACAGUCACGGGGUGGGCAGAGGUGUAAGUCGUCCGAAAAUAUCAUAACAUUUAAUUAUAUAAUAAAAAUAAUUUAACAAAAUCGUAUCUUUAAAAAAUGAAGGUAGAUAUUGUAACAUACAUUUUUCGGACUACCAACACCUCAGCCUGCAUCGUGACCAUGAAGGCUGCAGUCUUGGAAAUGUCGGAAGUAACAAUUAAACAAAUUUAUCUUGAAAACAUUUGUAUAUUUGUUUUAUUUCUAUUGUAGAAUAUGAUUUGUCUCUAAAAAGUUAACGGCAUUUGUUUUGUAUAAAACGCAUUAAACGCAUACUAUUGGUUAUUUUGAAAACAUUGCUCGCAUCUAUGAUGUUGUUAAGCGUAAAAAUAUAAAAAUAGACGACACGUUACACGAUCUUACAGGCAACCUACAUGGAAACGCUAUAAUUACGUAAAAAGAAUUUGUAGUUUACUAGUAAGAUAGAAAACAAUAAUUUUGAUAUCUCUACCAAAAGCUAUAUUAUGGCAUAACAACCCUAGUCUUUUUUAAAAUCGUCUGAAUAGGUUUCGGUCAGUUGAUUUAAACGUUAAGGAACGAUUUGUAAAGGUAGUUAGCAUUCACACGUCAAUUCCAGGAAGAUAAACGUAUCUUCCGGCACAAUUUUCAAGCAAUGGUUUUGAAUAAUGAUUUACGUAGUAUUUUUAUAUUUAGCAACUUGUUGCCUCACCUUGUAUAUUCAAAUCCAAACAUAUAUAGUUAAAACGGCAAUAGUAUAAAUUUGUGUCAUUAAUUGUAAAAGAGCUCAAGAAGGACAUAAAGUAAUGAUCGUGUAGCAAACAUAAUGUAAAUUUAAUGUUUAUAGUAUAUGUAUAUUAUAUUCUUUUUAUAAAAAUGAUGUACUUUGGGUCCAACAAAAAAUAUUGGAUAACAAUCGUUUAAUAUGGUGUGUCGACUAUUUGUAAAUAAUCCAAUUUCCCAAUACUGGUUAGGUGCGGAUUAUCAUUCAUCAUCAAUGUAGUAUUUAUGAUUAUUUUUGUAUUAUAAAUAACUAUCGAUAUAGUACCCUAAUAUUUUUAAACAGUUCGCCCACUGAAUAAUCGAGUAACUUAUACAGAAUAAAUGAAUAAUCGCAAUUAGAGAUUAAAAACACCCAUUCAUUCUUGUUGCAAGAAACCGAGUGGCGGCGGUUAAUUUGAAUGCGGCUUUAAAUUUUGCCACCUUGUCAUACCACAGGCAAAAAUAUCAAGCAUUGUGUAUUCUUGAUCCUCUACUUUUCGUCUGCACUUUUGCUCUUCCAUCUGUGGGCUGGAAAUUUCCAUUUGGCUUUAAUGCAUCUCCAUUUUUAGGUAGUUUUCUUACUGAGAUAAUUUUUUAUGCAAGAAUAGAUUAACUUAAUAAAUAAAUGUUUGUUAACAAUAUAGCCUGAUGGGUAUUAGGACCCUUGAUGUCAUUCAAAAAACUGUAAAAAAUGUGUAAUUACCUAUAAUAAAAAAUAUUUUAUAAAA
This is a messenger RNA of Manduca sexta (tobacco hornworm), 6870 nucleotides long. It is a transcript of the gene MED14, whose product is annotated as mediator of RNA polymerase II transcription subunit 14. Lineage: Eukaryota; Metazoa; Arthropoda; Insecta; Lepidoptera; Sphingidae. Gene Ontology annotation, biological process: regulation of transcription by RNA polymerase II. The record is from RefSeq and is a predicted model, not a curated record. The transcript is spliced from 23 exons. Gene Ontology annotation, cellular component: mediator complex; core mediator complex. The coding region runs from base 204 to 4358 and encodes 1384 amino acids. Gene Ontology annotation, molecular function: transcription coregulator activity.